Messenger RNA from Larimichthys crocea (large yellow croaker), 1771 nucleotides. RefSeq names its product enolase-phosphatase 1 (gene enoph1). Gene Ontology annotation, molecular function: acireductone synthase activity; magnesium ion binding. Bases 290 to 1075 code for a protein of 261 amino acids. The record is from RefSeq and is a predicted model, not a curated record. NCBI's taxonomy places the organism in Eukaryota, Metazoa, Chordata, Actinopteri, Sciaenidae. The transcript is spliced from 6 exons.
UAACGUGUGUGUGUGUGUGUGUGUGUGUGUGUGUGUGUGUGUGUGUCAGUGUGUAGCAGCAGCAGCGCGGUGAUGGGCGAGGGCAGCUAGGCUAACGUGGCUAACAGACACAACAAGGCGACAGGUAACAUCUCCAUCACAGGUACCAGCUUCACCUGUCCGGCUCAGACACGCUUCACCUGGCCCGUGGCGGGAAAACACGGGAAACAAAAGGCGGGAAACAGCAAAGAGCGCUGUCACUGUCACUGAGCUGCAGCUAACGAAGCUAACGAAGCUAACGUCACUAAAGAUGGCCACUGUCUCACUCCCUGCCGGCACCAGCUCACUCCUGCUGGACAUCGAAGGGACAACCACGCCGAUCACCUUCGUGAAGGAUAUCCUGUUUCCGUACAUCAGGGAGCAUCUCGAGGAUUACUUGUCCACUCACUGGGAGGAGGACGAGUGCAAGCAGGACGUCCAUCUGCUGAAGAAACAGAUCGAAGAAGACAUGAAGCAGAACCGCUCGUGUCCGGUGCACACUGUGGAUCAGACGGUCCACACGGACGAGGAGAAGGCCAUCAGGGAGGUGGUGGAGAACGUGCUGUGGCAGAUGGCGGCGGACAGGAAGUCGACGGCGCUCAAGCAGCUGCAAGGUCACAUGUGGAGGGCGGCUUACGCGUCCGGGAGAAUCAAAGGCGAGCUGUACCACGAUGUAAUCCCGGCCAUCAAACGGUGGAAAGGACAAGGACUCAAAGUUUAUAUUUACUCGUCUGGAAGCGUGGAGGCACAAAAACUUCUGUUCGGAUACUCUGUGGAAGGAGACGUUUUAGACUUAUUCGACGGUCACUUCGACACGACUAUAGGAGCUAAAGUCGAGGCCAAAAGCUACGAGAGGAUCACACAGAGGAUCGGCUGCCAACCCGAGGAAAUCACGUUCCUGACGGACGUCACUCGAGAGGCGAAAGCAGCCGAAGAAGCCGGCGUGAACGUGGUGGUGGUGGUCCGGCCCGGGAACAUGGAGCUGACGGAUGACGAGCGCGCUCACUAUAACCUCAUUACAUCCUUUAACCAACUCGAACUGACGGGACGCGAUUAACGCCGAGGAGAACUUCUCUGACUUCAUUUCAUAAUGACCUCUUCCUCCUUCAACCUCCAUACUUUUUAUUUGUUUGUUCCACGUCGACCGUGCAGGAGAAGCUCCCGGAGCUCAUCCAACCGGCUCUUUCUCUCAUCGUUGGAAACCGAUCGGACCGUUUAUUGGAAGAGAACGGAGGAGCUGAAAGAAGCCUGAAGGAAACGCGACCUGUGAUGUUACUUCACCUUUCUACCUUUAGACGGACCGUCUUUGGUUCUGAACCUCUCUGAUGUUAAUCGACUUUCCAGCUGUGCGUACGCGUGUCGUAUCUGUCACCGUUUUGUAAAACUUUUUCCACUCACGUGCCGUUUCUUUCCCUCCCUCUACAUGCACACACGUGUUGCAGACGUACGAAGUUUUACUGUAAUGUUUUAGCUGGUAGAGCUGCAGUAUAGAGCAGCGGCGACGCUGACGGGGAAGUUCUCAUUUCUGACUUGUCUUAAUUAUUCUCCCGCCUCGCAGGUGAACGGUGUCUGUUUUUUAAAUGUGCCAUCCUCGUUGGUCAGCUGUAAUGUCGGUGUUGGAAAGUUACCUUAUAAAUUUGCCAAAAUUUGAGGGUUUGUGUGUGUGUGUGUGCGCGUGUGUGUGAAACAUUAAUUGGUAUUAUUCAGGAAUGAUAAUCUAAAAACUUCCAAUAAAUGCCUUGUCUCACGCAAA